CGGAAGUGGGAGCGGAAGCGGCGGGAGCGGCCAUGAGGGCGCCGGGGCCGUGCGCGGAGUGCGGGGCGGGGGCCGCGGCCCGGUACCGCUGUCCGCGCUGCGGCAGCGCCUACUGCUCCGUGCCGUGCUGCCGGACCCACCGCGAGCGCUGCGCGCCCGGUGCCCGGCGGGAGGAGGAGGCGGCCGGGCCCGGAUCCCCCCCUGCCCCCGGCGGCAGCCCCGCGGCCCCGGAGGACGUCGUGGGCGAGGAGGAGGAGCAGGACCGCGUCCCGCCGCACAAACUGCAGCUGCUGGGGGAAUCGGCGGAGCUGCGGGAGUUGCUGCGGAACCCGCACCUGCGGCAGCUGCUGCUGGCCCUGGAGCAGGCUCGGGACAAGAGCUCCCUCCUGAGGCGGCUGAUGCAGGAGCCGCUGUUCCUGGAGUUCGCCGACUGCUGCCUGGGCAUCGUGGAGCCUCCCGAGGAGAAGGAGAACGUGCUCCCCGUCCUCCCCGAGUGAGCUGUGCUGCUGGGGCAGUGCGGGUUGUGUCAUUCGUCGCGGGGAUUCGUGUUUGGUGAGGUUUGGGUGCACUCUGCCGUGUGCCUUGGCUGCUGUGCCCGUGGGUGUCACUGCUCUGAGCUGAGGCUGGAGCUGACAAACAGGGGCAGGGCUGUGCUGGGACUUCAUUUUUUACAUCCUGGGGCUUGACCUUGGUACUCUGUGGAAUUCUUGGGCAGCCACAGGAAAUGUUGCUUCACAGUGACAAUAUUAAAUAUAUCUGCAUUGAUUUUAAUCCACGA
This is a messenger RNA of Zonotrichia leucophrys gambelii, 778 nucleotides long. It is a transcript of the gene ZNHIT3, whose product is annotated as zinc finger HIT-type containing 3. The transcript has 4 exons. The record is from RefSeq and is a predicted model, not a curated record. Gene Ontology annotation, molecular function: protein binding. Lineage: Eukaryota; Metazoa; Chordata; Aves; Passeriformes; Passerellidae. The coding region runs from base 33 to 497 and encodes 154 amino acids.